GGUUCGUCAUCGUCUAUACGUGCUUUCAAAUUGGAAAUUAAUGGUACCGACAAAUGUUUUGUAUUCAAUGUCACCGAUUCCGAAGAUGCUGAUGAUUCAGUUUCGCCACGUUUCCAUUUCACAUCGGAGAGCCUGUUCGAUUUUUCUGAAGUCUAUCGGAUUACUCUCUAUAGUCUGCCUAAAUCACAGAAUCGAACACCGACGGUGAUAAAGGAGUCGCGUAUGCCAGCAGAUCCUGUGUUCAACUACGUCGAUGACCAGAAAAAUGUCUCACAAUUUUGCAAAACUCACGCCAAUCCGGCAGCAUCAAAAUGGACUGCAGCUUUUCGACGGAUAUUUUUGCAGUCAAUUACGAGAACAAUUCUGGUUGAGUUCGUCGGAGCUCCGCCUCACUUCUGUUUCGAAGAGUAUGAGGUCCGUCUUCUCGACGAAACCGGCAUCGAACUGCUCUACCAUACCACAAUCAAGGCGAAGGACAUGAAAAAAGAGAUCAUCGAUGGAAAAGCUGUAUAUUUCGGGGAGCAUAACUUUACUGGAUUAGAAUAUGACGUCGACUACAUCCCGUCGGUGAUUCCGGUAGAAAUGUCGUCGGAUGGCCGUUGUCUGUGUCCGACCAGUGAACAGCACGGAGCAUGCAGUUGUGUAGCAGCCGACUGGAAACGAGUCCGCUUACACCGGAUCGAAGCACCUGCACCUGUGAUAAACGUUACUAUUCCGACCGUUGUACGACCGCCAGAUGAAAAUAAAUACUGGCCACUCUACGCCAUCAUCGUUGCCCUUUGCCUUCUACUCGCUUUGUGUGCGAUUAUUUCAGUAUUCUUAAAAUUCUACAGGAAAUACACAAAACGUGGAAAGUCCGUACGCAUACGAUUCAUAUCUGAUCACAUCAACAGCAACGGUAUGGUGGCAGCUGAGCCACGAGCUCCGCUUAUUUAUAACUAUCCAACUACCGUAUUGCUUGUCUACAGUCAUGACUGCCCAGAGCACGACUCUGCCGUUUUGGCAUUAGCUGAAUUGCUCCGAGACACCUUCAAAAUGGAUGUGCAUUUAGAUGUUUGGGAUGAGAACGAUAUUGAGAAAAAUCUGAACGAGUAUAUCAACGCCAGUAUCGUAAAAGCCGACAAGAUUGUCGUGAUCAAUUCGAUUGGAGCAUAUUAUCGAGUUCGAGCUCGUUAUCUUGGUGAUGAAGUUGUCGAACGGGUUUAUAAAACACCUCUGGAUGGGCUGUUCCUCAGUCAAAUCGACUUAGUUCUACAGCAUGCCCGUGUCAUCUCGGCUCGAUUCAGCUACACCCCACCCAGCUCGACCUUGUUUGCCCUCUCUCCACUGCUACAGUACACAAUCCCGGAAAAUCUCGGCCUUUUCGUCGCAUCCUUGGGCGAUUCCCAACUUAGAAACGAUCCCCGGCUAGCCGGCUUCAAUCCGCAACUAGCACGUCUUCAGACAGCCAUUGCCACCAUGUCGCAUAUGAUCGAAAGUGAUCCAAAGUGGUUCGAAAAGUCACAUCAUCGUGUCCGACGUGACCCUGUUGCUGUCACCGCUUCACUGGAUAGUAAUGUUGGAAAGGAGUUGUCAAUUUCGGAGCCAGCGGUACAGCCGCUUCCAUUCAACGGACCCAUGAUGAGCAUGGCCCCAACUUCUCCUUCAGCUGGAGCUGCUGUCGUCGCCGCGCCGCCUCUGGAAGAGGAUGCCAGGCCGUUGCUUGAGGAGGAGGUCGAAGAGAAUGAGAUGAUGGAAGUGAAGCGUGCUCGUGAUGAUUCCUCAGCUGAUUCCGCUUUUCACAGUACGAACGUUGGCGAAGAAAUACCACCCGUGAGAGAGGUCCUUGACAAGCCACGAUUACUGGAUCGAAAUACUAACGACUCCUUAGAUAACUAUGGAGAGAUGAUGGCACCGAUUGAAUCACCAGGUCAGAAGCAUCGACCAGCCGACAGCAACGAUUCCGGAAUGGUCAGCGAUCUGAUGAGUGGACAGUUAUCCAGUUAG
This is a messenger RNA of Haemonchus placei, 1986 nucleotides long. Lineage: Eukaryota; Metazoa; Nematoda; Chromadorea; Rhabditida; Trichostrongylidae. The record is from the annotation of a GenBank genome assembly.